UUUGUACUCUGACCAUUUGCUGUAAUUCUUUUCAUAUAUUUGCGAUUGAAAAUUGAUAGUACGCAUUAUAGUAUAUAAUAACCUAGCAAUUUCUUAAAUUAGCUGAUACUUGUUGACAUUUAUAUCUUUCACAACUAUCGUGCUCCAGUUUUGUUAGUAACGUGGAGAAAACGAAAUCGUAAAUAUUUCCAAGGAAUAGAAUAUAAAUAUUUCAGUGAAAGUGUGAUAUACUAUAAGAUAUUUUGCAAUAUGUCUCAAAAGAAAAUUGGUGGCUCCAGUUCCAGUUCUGCAUGGAACAAAAUAUACAGUGAAAUCAAAAACAAACAUGAUGAAGCCUUCAGCACCAUUGAUCAAGCUAUAUCUCUAGAAGAACGGGAAGAACCUCUCGAGGCUAUAGAAAAGUAUAAAAAAGGUAUAAAUCUUAUAGAUGAAGCCCUGCGUAUACAGGUGCAGUGUCCUGAUAAUCCCGAUAUAACUUGGGAGAAAGCAUGCGUUAUGAUUCAAAAAAUAAAAAAAGCCAGGGCAGAAGUUUUAACGAGGAUCAACUCGAUACAGGCUUCUGCUGAAACAUCUUCUACACCUCCUGAAGAAUCACCACCAUCUUACGAAGAAGUCGUUUCAUCCUCUGAAGAUGAGGCUCCCAAAACAUAUCAGGAUUUAGCAACAGCGCUCAGAGAACUGAGCAUCGAUCCCAAUCAAAAUAUGCAGGAGGAAGUGAUUUAUACUCAUGACAAUAUCAGAGUGUAUUUCAUCUCACCAAACGGUGAAGUUACUUCAACCCGAAAUCCUGAAGUUAUGAAGAUUUCUUUAGUAGAAGGUACAGAACCAAACGCUCCAAAGGCUGUGCUACAAAUAGGAACUUGGGUUUAUCCUUUAGUUCCUGGAGUGUCUCCUUGCUAUCGUACUGAUUAUGGUGCUUUUAUUUUACCAGAUUUGAAUGCCACAAUACCAGGCUCUUCUGUUGGGAUACUGUUGCCUAGUGAUGCUGAUAAAGAGGUUUUCGAUUUAUUGGAGAGUAUCUUGCAUGGUAUCAUAAGUUCACCAACUGGCGAAGCAAUUGAAGAUUGGAGGAAAAGAAGGCAAACUGUAUCAACAGAUUACAGCACCAGGAUAUCAACAAAACUUGUUGACGGUGCUUGGUUCGUCUCUCAAGGUCUUAUCAGAGGGGCCCAGAAGGCGGGUGACUUUAUGAAUAGAACAACACCAAAAGUUAUUAACAACCUGCAGAGCGCAGAAAGACCUGCAAAUAUACCACCAUCAUUAUCCAGGGGUAUGGAGAUUGCUCAAACUGCUACAGGAAAAGCAGCUCAGAUUACAGAAUUUGUCGCGGAGAAAGUCGGUUGUGCUACUGUGCGUUUAGGGCAAUUUUUGGCCCCUCACAUCCAGAAGCAAGGAACGAGACUUCUAUCUAGCGGGUUUCACAUGUCCGAACAGGAAGCAUCUGACAAAAUGAAAGGAGCACUAACAGUUGCUGCAGGAGCAGUUGAAGGCUUCUCUACAAUCUACAGGGGUUUGGAGACAUCUGCCUGCAUCUUGGGGACUAACCUCAAGGAGAACACAGUCAAGAUUGUGGAACACAGGUAUGGUUAUCCAGCAAGUACCUUAACGGGAGACACACUUUCUACCGUAGGUAAUGUAGUGACCGUAGCCCACAAUGCUAAAAUUUUGACGCCUAAAGGUUUCAUGAAGCGUACCAUUAAAAAUACCGGUAAAGGUAUUGUGUACACAGGAAGUUCCCUCGGUGAUCGUUCAUCUGUCCAAGAUAUGGCUGUAGACUCUUUCAGUACGAAUAAAGGUGAUGGGUCAAGUAAUAUUACUAGUAGUGGGAGUAAGAGUUCUUUGAAAGACAAAGAAAAUGUGGACGAGUCCAAAAAAGGUUAGAAGUCUUUGGAGAUGUAAUGAACUGUCAGUUACAUCUGAAAUGGUGCGUGGUUGACAAGCAAAGUUUGUUUGAUUGUGAUACCAUUGAUUUUAAUUCGAAACUGAUUAGAAGAAGAAAAAAAUGGAGGAUUUUUUGUUCAGAUUUUUUUUAUAUUCAUUCUGCGUGAAACAUUUUCUGAAGACGAGGGAGGUAUUAAUGAUUAUUUAGUCAUCAUCAUUGUUGUUUAUUCCAUUCGGAUUAAGGAUUAUGUUUCCUUGUUUAAUAUCGUGUUCUGCGGUGGGUAAGUUCCCUUUUUCUAUAUUUAUCUUAUUCCAUAUUUAUAUAUAAAAUUUUGUUGUAAGGUACACCUUUCGAGAUAAAUAAGAAUGCAUUAUGUAAUUUGAUCUUGAUGUGGCGAUAAAUGGCCUCAAGAUUCUGUAUCAUAUAAAAAAAAUUGUAAUGUAUUGAAUUGAUGGGUUUGAUUCAAUUUAGAGGGAAUUUGUUUUGGCACUUGUUUUUAAAAAACGUUUUUUCACCAUUAGUUCAAUUAUUCAUCGCCGGUGUUUCUCCCAGAUGUGAUAAGUAGUCGUAUUAAUGUUUUAAGUAUCUUUAUUUUUGUCCUUUCACUUAGUUUUUUUUCCGAAGACUUAGUUUUCUGACAUAUCAUUUGCCAACACAAUUAUUGGAUUAUCAGUGACGGCUAGUGCAUUGGAGAGCAGGGGAGGCUUAAUUAAUUAAUCGUCACCUAUUUAAA
Leptinotarsa decemlineata (Colorado potato beetle) is the source of this 2615-nucleotide messenger RNA. It is a transcript of the gene spartin, whose product is annotated as spartin. Gene Ontology annotation, biological process: cell division; negative regulation of BMP signaling pathway. Gene Ontology annotation, cellular component: plasma membrane. Lineage: Eukaryota; Metazoa; Arthropoda; Insecta; Coleoptera; Chrysomelidae. The record is from RefSeq and is a predicted model, not a curated record.